UCUGAGGAGCAACUGCCACAACUGACUUACAGUGGGGCAGCAGGGUCGAAAGGACAUCGCUGUCCUGCUGUCUCCCACCACCAAGAUGGCUGGGUUCUGGUAACAUUAGCAAAAGAGGAAGAAAAGGACCUGGAAGAGGAAACAGAAACGGAAUCUGUGCCAUGGGUUCCGGCCCCUUUUGAUUCUGCCAGCCUGUGUGAAGAGGGGCCGAGACAAAUUCCGUGACAGUUAGAACUGACUGCCAAGAUGGAGAAGAAGGAACAAUUAGUCAUGACCUUCUACAAUCCUGAUGUUCCCAAAUAUAAGGAGUACCGGCAGUACCAAAGGCCUACCCUUCCAACCAAAGGUCAGCAGAGUGACUCGAUGACAUACGAGAGGCAGAAACAGCUUGUGGAGGAGACACAAACCUACACCCGAAUGUUCUGUGGCGGCCUCUGUGGUUUUAGCCUCCUAUUACAGAUCUGCGUUUCUCCAAUGGAAUGGGUGCAGUUCCUGGUGACCAAGAAUGGUCUUGAGCUCUCCGCAGGACUCUGGGUCAUAUGCCACCAUGAAGCACUGUGCUGGAGCCACGUACCCAAGCCACCUUAUUACCUCCUAUAUUCCAGGGUCUUAUUCCUCAUCUCUGUCAUCGCCAUACUUAUCUGCCUUGGUUCACUCUUCAAUUCUUGCCUCCCUAGAAGAGGAAACACGACAGCCAACUUGGAUCUGAAGGUAUCCAUGCUCAGCUUCAUCUCAGCUGUCUCCUUGCUCUUCUGCCUCAUCCUAUUUCUGACACAAGUUCAGUGGCAUACUAGGGAUAUUAUGGAGUCAACUUUCAUAUGGACUUUUUAUAUUAAUUGGUGGAGUGAUUUCUUAUACACCUUUGCUGGGAUCGUCUCCUUCCUCAACCACCUAAGAGCCAGAUCUCUUCCUCUUGAUCAUGGUGUCCCCACUGUGAUUCCCAUGGAGAGGUCAAGGCUGGGGAUUGGUCCAGUGACUUCAGCACCACCUGAACUCAAUAAAGAAACAAGCUCUGAGACAGAAACUUCAAGUGAGGAAGAGACAACACAAUAAAACACAGACCUGUGAUGUCAAUAGGAAAAUUCAGUUGCUGCUUCUCUUAGAAAAAGGCAGAGAAGCUAGUUGAGUUGGGGAUGACUGCAGAUUCUGGGACACUCUCCUAAUAUCAUCUCCUCAUUACUGAAGAAGACAGUAUUAAAGUUGAUGAAAUAUCCUCUGUGUACCCUGGAUCCAAAAUAUGUAUGUUAAUCAUAAAGUAAAAAAAAUUCACUUAAGAAAAAUAUUUUCUAAAAGAAAACAUAAGCAUUUAGGGUCACAAAUAAAAUAAA
This is a messenger RNA of Talpa occidentalis (Iberian mole), 1328 nucleotides long. RefSeq names its product transmembrane protein 202. Lineage: Eukaryota; Metazoa; Chordata; Mammalia; Eulipotyphla; Talpidae. The record is from RefSeq and is a predicted model, not a curated record. The transcript is spliced from 6 exons. Bases 247 to 1053 code for a protein of 268 amino acids. Gene Ontology annotation, cellular component: plasma membrane.